AUGCUACAUGCACUUGAACCUGAGACAAACAUUGAAGAGGACACUCUCCCGUCAGUAGAUAAUAUCGCUGACCAAGCAUUGGCUAAUCUUCAAUCAUUGGAACCCGAAGAGUUUGAAGGGUACGGUAUAGAUGUUGCCGAAGAAGAUAAAGACUCUGAUUACGGAGAUGACGGGAGUGCCUCAUCUGAUAAUGAUUGCGAACACGAAGCUCCACAGCCAAACCACAACUCACCCGCAGAGAAAACAAACAAAAAGCCCCGACGAAAAAUCGCAUUAACAGCACGAGAAUAUGUUGCUCGCCUCCACGAGAAAGAAGAUGAAGAAAUUGCCCGAAGAAUGAAGCAAGAAGACGAAGGAAAAAAGUCAGGUGCGAAACGCUCACGCAAGCGCAAGCUCGUUGGAAGCGCUAUGGGGCCUUCAAAAGCUCUGAAGACGGCAAAUGGUAAUAGCUUCCUCGUAUCAAACGGCUGCUCUUCAUCCUCCAAAGAUGACUCGCUUCUUCCUGCAGAGUCUAUCACGGCCAGGACUCAUGCAGAGCAAAUGGCUCAAAUCAUAGCCAGUAUACCCCAAAACUGUGAUACUAGACGCAAGACAACGCAAAAACAAGAUCUCGUUGAGGCUAAAAGUAUCUUUGGCUAUAAAAAGGUUGAAGCUCAAGAUGGCGGCUGGAAGUUGAAAGGUAUGCAGACACCAAUGCAUAACCAUCAAAUCACUGCCGCGGCCUGGAUGGUUAAGAGAGAGUUGGCUCGGGCGGAGCCGUUCGGCGGAAUUUUAGCCGAUGCCAUGGGAAUGGGGAAGACAAUCAUGAGCCUCGCUUGCAUAAUUGGGAACCAAGCAGAUAAUGAGCAUAUCGCCAAAUUUUGCAACGCAACUCUUGUAGUCGUACCGAACAAAGCCAUCGCUCUACAAUGGGAAGCGGAGGCACGUAGACACUGCAGCGAUCCAUUCAACUAUAUGGUUUUCAUCUACGACCGGCAACGAGAAGAUUUGCAGCAGUUGUGCACACGAAGUCUUAUUGUGAUUGCUACAUAUAAAGAGCUAAUAAUGCAGUAUCCGGAAAACUUUGUUCUUCAAGAACUUGCCGCCAAGUAUGGCACUGACAACAUCUCUUUUCACCGUGAGCUAGACAAGAUCAUGGGCCCGCUAUUUCGCAUCAACUGGUACAGAAUAAUUCUAGAUGAAGCUCAUGCCAUCAAAAACUAUGAAAGUCGCACAUCUAAAGCCUGUUGUGCACUUUUGGGGAAGUACCGAUGGGCCUUAACUGGUACACCUCUAUCCAACAGCUCUGAAGAAAUGUAUCCCUACAUGAAGUUCACACAAUGUGAUUGGACAGCAACUCGCCAGGAGUUUCGCAAAACGUUCUUUCUUGGUGGUGAACCAAACGCCGAAUUUGAGGCAUUGACCAGCCUCAUCAUGUAUCGGCGGACAAUAGAUGAUUCUUUUUUAGGAAGGCAAAUCAUUAGCCUCCCAGAACGGAACGAAACUGACCUUUGGGUUCCCAUCUCAGCAGAAGAAGGUUGUGUUGUCAAAGCCGUGAGCGAUCAUUAUAAAAAAAUGAAAUUGCGCUGGGAAAUGGGUACACUCGGACUGAGAGAUUUAAAGGAUAUAGACGACGUGGAAGGUAUCGAUGACGCUGAAGAGCAACAGAGCAACAAAAACCACCGCCGCAAAGCUGCGACUAAAGUGCGCUCACGACGUCAGCAAGAGUACUUAUUGGGGCGCGCUAGUCAAGUGAGACAGCGUCAAUCAACGUCUCAUGUGUUUUGCAUUGAGCUACUUCUCCGCCAGAAUUUCUCUGUAGAACAGUUGGCCGAAUUACGACGCAGCUUGGUUGACAUCGGCAACAAGGAGACCAUUUUAGAGCAGAUGCAGCUCGGCAUGAAAGCAGAUGAUGAAAUCUCAAAAUAUCAAAACGGACUAAAGACACUACAAGAGAGAGAAGAAACGUUCUUUGGUAAGUGUUUCGACAUGGGACCGCUCUUGGAUAUCUUGAGAGAGGAGUGCAGUGUGAGGGAUGUUACCUGCCUCCUCUGUAAUACGGCGAAGCCGCCAGUAGAGCCGGUGUUCUCAGAUAUGAAUUGUCCUCACCAAAGCUGUACAGAGAAGCUCGCAUUUGGACCAGAUAUAAUGACUAUACAAAAAAUAAUGGAACAGGCGGAAGAUAAAAGUAGCGGCUAUCGGGAGCCUGCAAAAGACAGCUGGAAUGUGCCUGUACAUUAUGACGAUAGUCGAAAUGGCUUCUUCAUAGCCAGUACAUUCGGUGGCAGUAUGCCGAUACUUCCAAGCACAAAGCUUACAGCGGCCAUAGCAGUUGUUCUUACAUGGAUGGAUGAAGCACCUAAUGACAAAAUUCUCAGUAAGUUUAGGUAUUUCGAAUACUUAUUCGUCGUUCUCUCCCUUAUCAUAGUUUUCACCCAGUUUAGGGGUACGGCAAAAAUGCUGGGGCUUAUGCUCCAGACUCUAGAUAUUGGAUUUGUGUACUUUUACGGGGGUCUCACACCGCCGCAGAAAGCCAGAGCCCUGGAUACGAUUAAAACUCGAGACGAUAUAAAAGUGAUGGUUUCUACGCUCAAGAGCGGAGGCCAAUCGCUGAACCUCACCGUUGCUAACCGAGUGAUAAUCAUCGAUCCAUGGUGGAACAAGACGGCCGAGCAGCAGGCUUUCGGACGAGUUGUCAGAAUCGGCCAAGAGAAAGUAACUCAUCUUGUCAACAUCAAAACCAAGGAGCCCAUCGAUCGCCGCAUCUAUACACUCCAAAAGAUGAAGGCUAAAGAUGUGGACCGUACUCUACAGGAUGACGGCCAUACGCCUCGCCCUGUGAGCGAGGUUGAGCUUCAAAGAGCUUUUUUGCGCAGAAAGGAUGAAAAAGAGAAGAAUAUGGCUGCUAAGGCCCAGAAAGUCGCAGCGAAGAAUGCGAAACAGAAGAAUGUUUGA
Molecule: messenger RNA, 2934 nt
Organism: Trichoderma asperellum CBS 433.97
Lineage: Eukaryota; Fungi; Ascomycota; Sordariomycetes; Hypocreales; Hypocreaceae
Source: RefSeq, a predicted model, not a curated record